AUGGCUAGCAUUCCAGAAUUCAACACUUCAGCUCCAAAUGGAGGAAAUCCAUUAGAGGUUGACGUCAAUGCCCAAUUUGCGGGGUUCGAGUUCAACUACACCUACAUCGUCUUUUGUGGAUUCAUUGUGUGGCUGAUCAUUCCUGGUAUUGGGCUGUUGUAUGGAGGCCUUGCGCGGAGAAAGUCAGCAUUGGCGCUGCUUUUUCAGUCACUGAUGGUUGUCGCAGUGACUACCUUUCAAUGGAUGUUUUGGGGGUACUCGUUGGCCUUCAAUAGGGAGGGCAGUCCAUUCAUCGGCAGCCUCAAGGCGUUUGGAAUGAUGAAUGUCGUUGCUGCUCCGUCCCCCAGCUCUGCUGUGCUUCCAGAGAUUGUGUACUGUCUUUACCAGCUACUGUUUUGCGCUUGCACGGUCAUGAUUGUUGUUGGUGGUGCUUUUGAGCGUGGUAAUAUUGUGCCCUCGUUGAUAUUUAGUUUCUGGUGGGCGACAGUUGUAUACUGUCCGAUUGCUUGCUGGACAUGGAAUAGCAACGGGUGGCUUUACAACCUCCCAGCGCUGGAUUUUGCAGGAGGAGGACCUGUACAUAUCUCAUCAGGGUGGGCAGCACUUGCGUAUGCGUUUGUGCUUGGGAAACGCAAGCAUUCCGGUGAGCCUACCCAUGGAAAACCGCACAAUACAACGUUGGUCUUCCUGGGCACGAUCUUGAUUUGGUUUGGAUGGUUUGGAUUCAAUGGAGGUUCUGCUCUCAAUGCAUCAAUACGAGCUAUGUUGGCUGCCUUCAACACCAACACUGCCGCCUGUACGGGUGUCCUCGGAUGGGUUUUGGUCGACUAUGUGCGAUACAAGGGGAAAUUCUCCGUGGUGGGAGCUUGUGAAGGCGCAAUUGCUGGACUGGUUGGUAUUACCCCUGCAGCGGGUUAUGUUUCUGUCUGGCUAGCCGCGGUCAUCGGAUUCAUCACUUCAGUUGUCUGCUCCCUUCUCCAAAACGUGAAUGAAUGGCUGGGAAUCGAUGAUGGGAUGGAAGUGUUCAAGCUCCAUGGCAUUGGUGGAAUCUGCGGUGCCUUUUUGACAGGGCUCUUUGCGACCUCAUCUGUGUCUGCGCUGGACGGUAGCUCCCUCAGUCCCGGUGCCAUUGAUGGGAACGGCAAACAGGUAUAUCUGCAGCUGGCAGAAAUCGCGGCGAUUUCCGGCUACUCGUUCACUGUCUCUUGCAUAUUACUGUACAUCAUCAAAUUCAUCCCCGGUAUGAACCUGCGUGUGGCCGAGGAAGCCGAGAUGAUUGGGCUGGACAGGGCACAGUUCAUCGACGAGCAGAUUGGGGAUUGGAGUAUGUUCGAUACGUACAAUGGAGAAGCGAGCACGAGUACGUCACCAGGUACGAGUGUGAUCCCUAUUGAAACAGCUGCAGAGGGGAAGACGGCCUGA
This is a messenger RNA of Talaromyces proteolyticus, 1422 nucleotides long. RefSeq names its product ammonium transporter MepA. Gene Ontology annotation, cellular component: plasma membrane. Gene Ontology annotation, molecular function: ammonium channel activity. Gene Ontology annotation, biological process: ammonium transmembrane transport. The record is from RefSeq and is a predicted model, not a curated record. The transcript has 5 exons. Bases 1 to 1422 code for a protein of 473 amino acids. Lineage: Eukaryota; Fungi; Ascomycota; Eurotiomycetes; Eurotiales; Trichocomaceae.